AUGCCCUGUGGCCGCGCCCCAUCGCCGCGGGUGCUCCUGCCUUGCAGCCGUGCCCCAUCUCCACGGGCGCCCCAUCUCCGUGGGUGCCCCAUAUCCGUGGGUGCCCCUGCCACCUUCACGGCUGCCCCAUCUCCGUGGGUGCCCCAUCUCCACGGGCGCCCCAUCUCCGCGGGUGCCCCAUCUCCGCGGGUGCCCUAUCUCCAUGGGUACCCCAUCUCUGUGGGUACCCCAUCUCCACGGGUGCCCUAUCUCCGUGGAUACCCCAUCUCUGUGGGUACCCCAUUUCUGCAGGUGCCCCGUCUCCGCAGGCGCGCCAAUUCCAUGGGUGCCCCUGCCAUCUCCACGGGUGCCCCAUCUCCAUGGGUGCCCCAUCUCCGCAGGUGCCUCAUCUCUGUGGGUGCCCCUGCGAUCUCCAUGGGUGCCCCCGCUAUCUCAAUGGGUGCCCCCGCUAUCUCAAUGGGAUGCCCCAUCUCCACAGGUGCCCCAUCCCCAUGGGUGCUGUAUCUCUGA
This is a messenger RNA of Cuculus canorus (common cuckoo), 510 nucleotides long. Its product is annotated as cuticle protein 16.5-like. The coding region runs from base 1 to 510 and encodes 169 amino acids. Lineage: Eukaryota; Metazoa; Chordata; Aves; Cuculiformes; Cuculidae. The transcript has a single exon. The record is from RefSeq and is a predicted model, not a curated record.